Messenger RNA from Linum trigynum, 372 nucleotides. NCBI's taxonomy places the organism in Eukaryota, Viridiplantae, Streptophyta, Magnoliopsida, Malpighiales, Linaceae. The record is from the annotation of a GenBank genome assembly.
AUGAAAUCCGCCACUACUUCCUCCGACACCGAGUUGUUGCUUCACGACGAGAACAGAUUCGUCUUCUUGCACGACUCGUCCGCGCCUUUAUCUCUUCCUGCGCUGGUGAUCUCCGCCGCCGCCGCCGCUGCUCCGAAAUCGGUUGAAAAAGACGAUCAAGAAGAAGGAGUGGUGGGUGGUGGCGUGAUCAUCGCUGCUACGGGGAUCUGGGUCGGGCUGUUGUGGAGAGGCAGGUUUAUGAUCUCUGACGAGGAAGCAGAGGAUGAGGAAAGUGGGGAAGAAGAGGGUUGCCAGAACAAGAUCAGCAACGCCAAGUGCAAUCUCUACAGCUACGUCAAUAGAGGGUGCGCUUAUGGGAAGCACAAAGCUUGA